AUGGGCUCCAUCAAGGUGUACUACAGCAGCGUGACGGGCUCCCGGGAGGUGCGGCAGAGACAGGCCGAGGUGCGGCGGAUCCUGGAGGGCAACCGGCUGCGCUACGAGCUCAUCGACGUGUCCGUGAGCGAGGGGCGGCUGCGCGAGAUGCGCGACAAGGCGGGCGACCCGCAGGCCAUGCCGCCGCAGAUCUGCAACGGCGACCAGUACUGCGGGGAUUUUGAGAUGCUYUACCAAGCAACUGAAAACGAGGAAGUGCCCAAGUUCCUGAAGAUGACCUCGGCUGACAAGCCGGUACGAGAAGAAAUUGCAAUCUGAAGGACUUUCUUUGGCAUUUGGUUGUUCGUGAUCAGGACAGACUACAUGUGCGUAUUUUGAGAAUAAACAUCCAGGGAUUUCUGGUGAUGCAGUGCUUCAGUUUCCCUUAGUAGAACAGYGAUCUCUGCUCCAUCACCUUCAGGCAGCUUUCACCAUCCUUUUGCAUUUUCUAGAGGGUUUUACAACACGGUUAAAAAUUGUUCAUAAUAAACUUCUCAAUCUAAAAUACACCACAAUUGCAUAGUAUGGGUGAAUCAUAAAAUACUUAGGCUUUUGUGGGACUCUCAUUAGAAGAUAAUUACCUGGUAAUUUAGUUCCUGAUCUGCUCUGAUGGGCCUCACACCUUGUCCUUUUCUUUUAAUGCUAAGUGUAAUUAAUCCCUAUCCAGAACAAACACAGAUGUUAUGAUAAUCUCCAUUCUGCUUUCAUGAGAGCACCUGGCAGUUUCACCAGCUGAUUCCUGUUCACAAUGCUUGUUUUCUAUAACAAAGGARCCUUCUGACUUAAAUGGCUUAAAUGAAGUCUAGUGCUAAGAGGACCUUUAGGGUUUUUUCUC
Molecule: messenger RNA, 874 nt
Organism: Nothoprocta perdicaria
Lineage: Eukaryota; Metazoa; Chordata; Aves; Tinamiformes; Tinamidae
Product: SH3 domain-binding glutamic acid-rich-like protein 3
Exons: 3
Coding region: 1-318 (105 amino acids)
Cellular component (GO): cytoplasm
Source: RefSeq, a predicted model, not a curated record